This is a messenger RNA of Tripterygium wilfordii, 822 nucleotides long. RefSeq lists its product as uncharacterized. The record is from RefSeq and is a predicted model, not a curated record. The transcript has 2 exons. NCBI's taxonomy places the organism in Eukaryota, Viridiplantae, Streptophyta, Magnoliopsida, Celastrales, Celastraceae. Bases 121 to 735 code for a protein of 204 amino acids.
AAACCUAAGAGCAUCAGGUCUCAUUUCAAUCCCAAGAGAAUAGUUUAGGUAACAAGCCGCUAAUCUCUCUCAAGAAGGGAGAGAACAACCCACUCCUCUGCAAAUUCACCAAAAAGAGAAAUGGGUUGUGGAGAAUCGAAACAUGAUGUUGCCACUGGAAACACCGUCACCCUUAAGAAAUCCGACACAGGAAGCAAAAAUUGCAAAGGCACAGAAUCCUUCAUUGAAGCAGCAUCAAAUGAUAAGACAAACACAAACACAUCUGUGCAAAACCAAGAGAGGGAGAUUAAUGUGGGCAAGGGCACUGAAGAUGGACAGAAUGUGAAGGAUAUAACCGAGGACACAGAAUUAAAGGGAGGAGAAAACAAAACUGUUGCUUCGGAACUUGCAACGUUUGUAUCUAAAGAGUCACCAAAUCAUUUCUUCUCGUCAAGGAAAGAUGAAGAAGCCAUUGAUGCUGAGGGAAGGUCUGAGAAGUCUGAGUAUUGUUCUCCGCGACAUGAAGAUGGGAAGGAGAGUUUGUUCAAUGAGAAUGUAGAAGCUGACAUAGCAGUUGAGGAAAAAUUCAUAAAACAACCCAAAGAAGAAACAGCAAAUGGAGAGGAUAUAAAAAUGAGGGAAGAGAAUUUGGUGAAGGAACCAGAGGCAUCAACAGCCAUUGAAGCAGAGGUUUCUAUACCAGAAGAAAAAAAUGGUUUCAGCACUGAGAAGGUACCUUAUGCAACUUCAGUUUAAGUUCCUUGGGACGCACAUGAUGAAUUGAUCAUAUUAAUAAUUUCCAGCUGCCCAGCAAGCUAUUCAUCUUUACAAAAAAAAGUUUUC